This is a messenger RNA of Carassius auratus (goldfish), 3035 nucleotides long. Its product is annotated as 3-phosphoinositide-dependent protein kinase 1-like. Gene Ontology annotation, biological process: peptidyl-serine phosphorylation; intracellular signal transduction. Lineage: Eukaryota; Metazoa; Chordata; Actinopteri; Cypriniformes; Cyprinidae. The transcript has 13 exons. The record is from RefSeq and is a predicted model, not a curated record. Gene Ontology annotation, molecular function: ATP binding; protein serine/threonine kinase activity. Bases 1041 to 2657 code for a protein of 538 amino acids.
GCUUUGUGUGUUAAAGCUAAAAACUGCCUCAUGUUGAUACAGACAUAACCUUUUAUGUAUAUAAGAGAUUUAUUUGUCUUUAAGACUUAAGCCUCGCAGGCCACUAAACAACAAGCUCUUAAUUGGAUGGUUGAAUUCUAGUUAGUCUAGUCUCUCAGAUUCCUCUUUGUGAAGUCAUAAUUAUUAACACACUGAUAGUCUAUCUAAAUGUCAUAUUGCCCCAUAUAAACAUAAAAUGGCAUUUGCAAGUAAAUGAAUAAAGAGAGACAUUUGCCUACAAGAAAGAAUCCUACUGUACUAGCUUGCUCAGUAAUAGUUCCUCUGCGGUGAAUGGGUGCCGUCAGAAUGGGAGUCCGAACAGAUGUUAAAAAUAUCACAAUAAUUCAUAAAUAAUCCACAUGAAGUGAAAUGCUGUGUUUUUAAGGAACAAAUAUGUUCAAUGCUUUUUUCAUGAAUCGGGAGAGAAAAAUGCACAGAUCGUGCACUGUAUACAAGCAAAGCCUUUUCAAAAGCAGUUCCAAACAAAAUGUGAUGGAUGGAUUUAUUUUGAUGUGAGCGGACAACAUGGGACAGCCUUUUUUACUAGAGGAAGCAUUAUUAUGGAUAUAUUCUGGCUCGUAUUUUAGCCAGAAGCAGUGGUUUAAAGUUAAAAUGCUUUAAUGAUGGUUUUAAUUUAAGUUGGAGACUGGAGUGAAUUGAAAUUAUUUAUGUGUAAAAUUAUAAAUAAGUAAAAAAAAAAAAAAAACUACGAUCACCUCAUGAGUUUUGUUGUGGUUAGCAUUUAAAGUGUGGUUACACUUAACAGUGCCACUUAACUGAAACGGCGGUGCAAAAAUGAUGUUUUCGUAACUUCAACAGGGUAAAUAUUUUGCGUUCUCUGCAAUGUAAACAAAGGCAGGUCUGAGUGAAUGAAUUUGAGUACUCGUAAUCCUGGGUGAAAACAAACACAGCCCUCCCCUCUGCGGAAGCUCUACUGUACUUUAUCAGCUGCUGGUUACUGCCUCCAAGGUGGUUUUGUUCCUCAUUGCACUUGUACCCGCAUGUCUGAGUCUGUGUCAUGUUUGCUCUCUCUGUGUGUUUUGCUCGUUCAGUACGAUGCUGCUUCCAUCCAGCCUAGCGUGGUGUUGUGCUCCUGUGCUUCUUCAUCAAUGGUAAGGACUCAGCUGAACUCCAGCCUUCCUCACUGUCUCAGUAUGGAGGUCCGCGGGGGUGAGGCAAGCGUGCAGCCAAAGACGUCUAUUAUCAAGCCUCCACAGUCACGCAAGAAGGAGGACUUCAGCUUUGGCAAGAUUUUAGGGGAGGGUUCCUUCUCAACAGUUGUACUGGCAAAGGAACUGGCCUCAGGAAAGGAAUAUGCAAUGAAGAUUCUAGAGAAGAAUCACAUCAGGAAAGAGAAUAAAGCACACUAUGUGAUCAGAGAGAAGGAUAUAUUGUCAAGCAUCGAUCAUCCCUUUUUCGUAAAGCUCUACUUCACGUUUCAAGAUUCACAUAAACUGUAUUUUGCCCUCAGUUAUGCAAAGAAUGGAGAACUGCUUAGAUACAUUCGCAAAAUAGGCUCAUUUGAUGAGACUUGCACAAGAUUCUACACUGCUGAGAUAGUUUGUGCACUGGAGUAUUUGCACGCAAUGGGAAUUAUUCACAGGGACCUUAAGCCAGAGAACAUUUUAUUGAGCGAAGAGAUGCACAUUCAAAUUACGGAUUUCGGGACGGCGAAACAGUUGUCGAUGGACAGCGCUCAAACAAGAGCCAAUUCUUUUGUUGGCACUGCACAGUACGUUUCUCCGGAGCUGCUGACGGAAAAAUCAGCCUCCAAAAGUUCUGACCUCUGGGCACUGGGUUGCAUAAUCUACCAGCUGGUGGCCGGAUUACCUCCGUUUAGAGCUGGGAAUGAGUACUUGAUUUUCCAGAAGAUAAUAAAGCUGGAAUAUGGAUUUCCUGAGAAGUUCUUCCCUAAAGCUAAAGAUCUGGUGCAGCGACUGUUGUCUUUGGACCCUAGAAAGCGGCUAGGAUGUGAGGAAAUGGGUGGAUUCAAUCCACUGAAAGGCCACAUGUUCUUUGAGACGAUCUCAUGGGAGAACUUGCCGGUUCAGACUCCACCCAAGCUGACCCCUUACCUACCAGCCAUGGCUGAAGAUGAUGAAGACUACUAUGGCAACUAUGAAGAUCUCCUCAGUCAGUUCAAGAGCCUACAGGUGGUCGCAUCCAGCUCAUCUCAGAUCGUCCCACUGAGAUCCUGCAGCAAUAUUGAGCAGUACAUCCAUGACCUGGACAGCAACUCUUUUGAGCUGGACCUACAGUUCUCCAGUGAGGAGAAACAGCUUCUUCUGCAGAAGCAAACAAGUGGCAACCCUUGGCACCAGUUUGUUGAGAAUAACUUGAUAUAUAAAAUGGGACCUGUUGACAAACGAAAGGGACUGUUUGCUCGACGCCGUCAGCUUCUACUGACAGAAGGGCCACAUCUAUAUUAUGUGGAUCCUGUGAAUAAAGUACUAAAGGGGGAAAUUCCAUGGUCUCCAGAGUUGCGUCCUGAGGCCAAGAAUUUCAAGACGUUUUUUGUCCAUACGCCAAACAGGACAUAUUAUCUAAUGGAUCCCAGUGGUAAUGCAGACAAAUGGUGUAAGAAGAUUCAAGAGGUGUGGGGAACAGUAUAUCACUAGUAAGAGACUACUGACAUGCCGGGGCAUCAGAAGACCACUGCAGUCAAGGCAAGUCUUGGGGGUCUGAGCCCUUCACCAUUCAACUACCAAUCAGGAAGUCAACUGCGUUUAUGGGACUAAUGCAUCAAUAUUCCUUCUUGAAGAGAAAAUAUGUUUUGUUUGCUAUGUUUUUGUCAUAGAUAGCAGGUGUAAUAUAAAAGCAAGGUUCUGCAAAACUAAGCAAAUCCACAAUUUGUACACUAUGUAUGGGUAUAUAGAUAUGUAUAGGAAGUAUCCCCAAAAGCUUGGGGAACAAACACUCAAUCUGUUGCCUUUUAAAAUAAUAAGGAUAGCUAUAGAGGACACUCAGAUGAUCCUACAGGUCAGGUAAAUAUCAUG